Molecule: messenger RNA, 363 nt
Organism: Saprolegnia diclina VS20
Lineage: Eukaryota; Oomycota; Saprolegniomycetes; Saprolegniales; Saprolegniaceae
Exons: 4
Coding region: 1-363 (120 amino acids)
Biological process (GO): proteasome assembly
Source: RefSeq, a predicted model, not a curated record
AUGACCGACGGCCAGCACCCGACGACGAAGCAAGUGACCAAGGACAUCAAUGGCAUUGCCACGACGCUGAUCGUGUCCGAGUUCAGCGACCGUCUCUUCAUCGCAGCGACGCAGCUUGGCACGUUUGGCACCAUUCUCGAAGCCACGAGCACCGAGUCGUUCAACGGCAAUGCGAGCGCCAACAUUGCCAUUCGCCUCGGGAAGCGCGACGACCCGCUUCUGCUCGUGUAUGCCCGCCAGUUCCUCGAGCAUUUUGGCAUGCCCCGUGGCAAGGCCAUUGUCGCCGCCGUCGGCCUCAAGGACCGAAGUGCGCCGACGUUCGAGGCGAUCAUGACGACGAUCAAAGCCGAGCUCUUGCACUAA